Chaetomium strumarium is the source of this 921-nucleotide messenger RNA. RefSeq lists its product as uncharacterized. Lineage: Eukaryota; Fungi; Ascomycota; Sordariomycetes; Sordariales; Chaetomiaceae. The transcript is spliced from 5 exons. The coding region runs from base 1 to 534 and encodes 177 amino acids. The record is from RefSeq and is a predicted model, not a curated record.
AUGCCCGAGCUUCACGAGUACUACCGUUUCCUCACUCGCAUGUACCUCAAAGAAUGCUACGUUGCCGAACCGCCCGAAGGGGGCUGGCCCGAGGUCAACGCCGAGACCAUCGGUGUGCUGGGGAAAACAGACGAACGAUGCCUCGGCCUAGGGUGCCGGCAACUAUCCGGCGGGGGUAUAGGUGUCUUAACCGAGUAUGACCUCCCCCGGUAUAAGUAUCCGUAUAUAUUUAGCCUUACCGAGGGCGGCUACUAUAACCUAGCGUUCCUGCUCGAUACUAAGCUUGGUAUAGUCAUCCCCGAUUUCUUCGAGCUCCUCAGGGACCUGUUUCGGCAGCUGUUCUAUGUCCCUAUUAGCUUGCGUAGGGUCUACUUUGCCGCUACCGAACGGCUAGGUUUGCUGGCAGACAUCUAUCGGGCGUACGGUUGGCCCGACCUCGAGCGCUAUAACAAGCGGGAUUGCAUGAAAGUUGUCCAGGAUUGGAUGGAGGAACACAGUCCUAAUUACGCCGACUACCGCGAGAAGAACGAGUAAUCAAUGAGACCUUCUCUCUUCGGGGUCUACAAUCUCCGCCCCAGGGCUGCUUGAUAGCCCGUGGGUUUGUGGGAGUGAGUUGACCUGGUCUGUAUUGAGUCAGUACUUCACAGUAAGGUACAUACUAUCAUACUACUAGGCACCUACCUAUACAAGAGCAGCUGCUUGCCACCUAUCGGAGUGACCGACGGACAAUUUGACGUCUUCCCUGCAUCGGUGAAGCUGGAAGGGGGGGUUUGCACCUCUGACUCGGCUUUACCUCCUUCAGUCUUCACCAGCUACUCCGUACCCAGAGUUUGUCGACCGGGGAAUUGGAACAUCGAUAGAGAAUAUCUGGGGUUCAGUACGACACCAGACAAGCCGUUGGCACGGCAGUCGAAGAUUCCA